AUGAGUGAGGUUGCGCCACUCAAUCCAUUCACUGAUCUAGGUGGUGUCGUCUCCUUCACGUCGACGAAAAUCGGUCAUGCUCGGGGGCAACGUCGAGCUGGAGUUGAAGACAACCCUGAGCUAGAAAACAAAUCACAGUCGGUGGCGGUAGGCAGGAGGAAUCCUAUGGACCUGGAGUUGAAUUUAGAAAUGCUCAAGGUACUCCGUCAAGAUGCAGAGACCAGAUGCAACGAGGCUUCCUCCCACGUACAAGAAUUGGAACGUGAACUUCAGUUUGCGGCGUCCCGCGUUCAAAAGUUGGAGCUGGAACUCCAACACGGCUUAGCAAUCAAUGGCGAGCUACAGCAACAAACUGCCCAGCUUCGAAGCGCGCUAGAAGAAAGCAACAACGACAAGGAAUUCUUCUUCCGUGGCUUUCGUGAGCGAGAGGCACAACUGAGAGUGGCAGAAGCGCAAGCGUGUGCUCUAGAGAUUCACACGUCUGAACUCAUCGAUCAAACCCUGCAGGCUUCGACCUCGCAGAGCCAACAACAAUUGAUGGCUACGGUGAAGGAGUCUCUCGGCGUCUGCUCCUUGUGCCAGAAUGAUUACAACAAAGCGAGGCUCCCCUCAAUGUGA
Marasmius oreades (fairy-ring Marasmius) is the source of this 618-nucleotide messenger RNA. RefSeq lists its product as uncharacterized. Lineage: Eukaryota; Fungi; Basidiomycota; Agaricomycetes; Agaricales; Marasmiaceae. The transcript has 3 exons. The coding region runs from base 1 to 618 and encodes 205 amino acids. The record is from RefSeq and is a predicted model, not a curated record.